Molecule: messenger RNA, 997 nt
Organism: Diceros bicornis minor
Lineage: Eukaryota; Metazoa; Chordata; Mammalia; Perissodactyla; Rhinocerotidae
Gene: SMCO1
Product: single-pass membrane protein with coiled-coil domains 1
Source: RefSeq, a predicted model, not a curated record
AUGAAUAAUUUUGUGGAAGCAAGGAUAAUAUGCAAGGAGAAUUUGGAAGAUCACGGGGUUGAAGUCCUCCUGUACCAUGAAGGGUUUUGGGGAGCAGCAGCCCUCCAUAUUCUCACGGGUCAGGUGGUACCCACGUAUCAGGAGGAGAACCAGAGAAUAGAACGGAGGUCUGAGCAAAACUUAGAUCAAAUACUCACACUGCUGCUGCCUGUUGCUGAGUGGAAGACAGCAGAAAACCUGGAUCAAACCUCUAUUGGGUUUUUGUUUUGCUUGUUUUGUUUCCUUUCAUUUUGCCUUAAGAAGAUGAACAAUGAAACCACAACCCUGAUAUCCUUGAAGGAGUCAGUGAAAAGAGCAGAACACAAACUCCAAGCUUUAGAAGCACAGUUCAAAGAACUGGACUUCACAAAAGAUAAUCUGACACAGAAAUUUGAACAUCAUAGCAAGACAUUGGCAAGCCAGGCAGCCCAAGAUGAGCUGUGGACAGCAGUUCUGGCAGUCAAGUUCACGUCAAUGGAAUUGAAUAUUUUAUACAGCUACGUCAUUGAAGUACUCAUCUGUUUGCACACUCGUGUGCUUGAGAAGCUGCCAGACCUGGUGAGAGGUCUUCCCACCUUGGCCUCCGUCCUUAGACGAAAAGUCAAGAACAAGCGCGUUAGAAUUGUGUGGGAGUCUGUCCUGGAGGAGUAUGGGCUGCAAGAAGGAGAUAUCACAGCACUUUGCACCUUCUUUAUUGCACAUGGUAACAAGGCGGAACACUUCACGGCUAAAGUGAGGCAGAUGUACAUCAGGGAUGUCACUGUCUUGAUCACUAACAUGGUAAAGAACCAGGCUCUGCAGGAGGGUUUGCUGAGGGCUGUUCAGGUCAUUGAGAAGGGGAAAGCAGUGAGGGCCCCUGAAGAGCAAAAGUCAUUCCUAAAAGAGUUGAUACCAUCAGUCAAAAACUAACCUGUUACCCUAUGACCUAGCAAUUCCACUUCUGGUAAUUUAUCUUGCA